Ficedula albicollis (Collared flycatcher) is the source of this 3853-nucleotide messenger RNA. RefSeq names its product jagged 2 (gene JAG2). NCBI's taxonomy places the organism in Eukaryota, Metazoa, Chordata, Aves, Passeriformes, Muscicapidae. Bases 19 to 3735 code for a protein of 1238 amino acids. The record is from RefSeq and is a predicted model, not a curated record. Gene Ontology annotation, biological process: multicellular organism development; cell communication; axon guidance. The transcript is spliced from 26 exons. Gene Ontology annotation, cellular component: cell surface; signaling receptor complex; plasma membrane. Gene Ontology annotation, molecular function: Notch binding; calcium ion binding.
GCAGCGGGAGCAGGAGGCAUGCGGGGUGCCGGCCGGCCGAGCCGGGCCCCCCGCGCCGCCGCGCUCGGCCUGGCGCUGCUGCUCGCCUCCUGCGUGCAGGUGUCCCGGUCCACGGGCUAUUUCGAGCUGCAGCUUAACUCGGUGCGGAAUGUAAACGGCGAGUUGUUCAAUGGGGAAUGCUGCGAUGGCAAGAAAAGCCCCGAGAACCUGGACUGCUCCCGGGACGAGUGCGACACUUACGUGAAAGUCUGCCUCAAGGAAUAUCAGGCCAAGAUCACCCCGGUCGGACCCUGCAACUACGGAUCCGGAUCUACCCCGGUUCUCGGUGGAAAUAUUUUCUAUUUGAACAGCAACAAAUACUCCCACCAAGGCAGAACCCCCGAGACGGGCAGGAUUGUUAUUCCCUUCCAGUUCGCGUGGCCGAGGUCGUUCACAUUAAUAUUAGAAGCAUGGGAUUGGGAUAAUGAUACAAAAGCUGGUGAAAACUUGUUAAUAGAGCGAGUGGCACACGCUGGCAUGAUCAACCCAGAAGAUCGAUGGAAGACCCUCCAAAUUAAUGGUCCUGUUGCCCACUUUGAAGUGCAAAUAAGGGUGAAAUGUGAUGAAAAUUACUACAGUGCUCUGUGCAACAAGUUCUGUGGCCCUCGGGAUGACUUUGUUGGUCACUACACGUGUGAUCAAAAUGGAAACAAAGCCUGCAUGGAAGGUUGGAUGGGAGAAGAAUGCAAACAAGCUGUGUGUAAACAAGGAUGUAAUUUGCUCCAUGGGGGCUGCAGUGUACCUGGGGAAUGCAAGUGUCAUUAUGGUUGGCAAGGACAGUUCUGUGAUGAGUGUGUCCGCUACCCAGGCUGUGCUCAUGGGAGCUGUAAUGAACCAUGGCAGUGUAAUUGUGAAACCAACUGGGGUGGCCUGCUCUGUAACAAAGAUCUGAACUACUGUGGGAGUCACCACCCGUGCCUGAACGGCGGAACCUGCAUGAACACGGAGCCGGACGAGUAUCGCUGUGCCUGCCCCGACGGCUACUCGGGGAAGAACUGCGAAAUCGCCGAGCAUGCUUGUGUAUCUAAUCCCUGUGCUAAUGGUGGAAUUUGUCACGAAAUUUCGUCAGGCUUCAAGUGUCACUGCCCAUCGGGGUGGAGUGGACCAACAUGUGCUAUUGAUAUCGACGAGUGUGCAUCAAACCCCUGUGCUCAAGGAGGGACCUGCAUUGAUGGUAUCAAUGCAUUCGAGUGUAUUUGUCCACAGCAGUGGAUUGGAGCAACUUGCCAGCUUGAUGCUAAUGAGUGUGAGGGGAAACCCUGUGUUAAUGCUUACUCUUGCAAAAAUCUCAUUGGUGGAUAUUACUGUGACUGCAUUCCAGGAUGGACAGGAGUAAAUUGUCAUAUCAAUAUAAAUGACUGUCAUGGACAGUGCCAGCAUGGAGGGACUUGUAAGGAUGAAGUGAAUGGUUACCACUGCAUAUGCCCCCGUGGUUUCACAGGGAAGAACUGUGAGAUAGAAACCAACGAGUGCGAGAGCAAUCCCUGCCGGAACGGGGGCCGCUGCAAAGACCUGGUGAAUGGAUUCACUUGCCUCUGUUCCCAGGGAUUCUCAGGAGUCUUCUGCGAGAUGGAUAUUGAUUUCUGUGAACCUAACCCUUGCCAGAAUGGGGCUAAAUGUUAUGAUCUGGGAGGAGAUUAUUACUGUGCCUGCCCUGAUGACUAUGAUGGAAAAAAUUGUUCUCAUCUCAAGGACCAUUGCAAGAACAAUUCUUGUAAAGUAAUAGACAGCUGUACAAUAGAAGUCUUCACUAAUGCUACGCAAGAAGGAAUCCGUUUCAUUUCAUCCAAUGUUUGUGGGCCUCAUGGACGGUGUAUCAGUCAGCCAGGAGGGAAUUUCACUUGUGCCUGUGACAGAGGUUUUACUGGAACAUACUGUCAUGAGAAUAUCAAUGACUGCCUUGGGAAGCCUUGCAAGAAUGGUGGGACAUGUAUUGAUGAAGUUGAUUCAUUCAGAUGUUUCUGUUCAAGUGGCUGGGAAGGAGAGCUGUGUGACACAAAUUUCAAUGACUGUUCUCCUAACCCAUGUCACAACGGUGGCCGAUGCAUUGAUUUGGUAAAUGACUUCUAUUGUGAGUGCAAGAAUGACUGGAAAGGCAAAACUUGUCACUCACGUGAAUACCAGUGUGAUGCAAACACUUGCAGUAAUGGUGGGACAUGCUAUGAUGAUGGAGACACAUUCCGCUGCUCAUGUCCUCCAGAGUGGAUAGGAAGUACUUGCAACACUGCUAAAAACAGCAGCUGCAUUCUCAACCCGUGCAUGAAUGGUGGAACAUGUGUUGGCAGCGGAGAUUCCUUCUCGUGCAUCUGCAAAGAAGGAUGGGAAGGACGCACAUGCACACAGAACACCAAUGACUGCAACCCUCAUCCGUGUUACAACGGAGGGAUCUGUGUGGAUGGAGUGAACUGGUUCCGAUGUGAAUGCGCCCCCGGCUUUGCUGGUCCUGACUGCAGAAUUAAUAUUGAUGAAUGCCAGUCUUCUCCUUGUGGGUAUGGUGCCACCUGUAUAGAUGAAAUAAAUGGAUACCGAUGCACUUGUCCCCCUGGAAGAAUUGGUCCUAGAUGCCAAGAAGUGAUUGGAAUUGGAAAGCCUUGCUGGCUUAAAGGAAUGACCUUUCCCCAUGGCAGCCGGUGGGAACAGGAGUGCAACAGCUGCCACUGUUUGGAUGGACGUAUUGACUGCACCAAGGUGUGGUGUGGAAAAAAGCCUUGUCUGUUACACAAAUACUGGGAUAAUUCCAACAACCAGUGUCCCAUGGGUCAGGAAUGCCAGGAGAAGUAUAUGAAAUGCUUUCAGCCACCGUGCACAGACUGGGGAGAAUGCAGUGCCUCUGAACCUCUGCCUAUCAAUAUCAAGUGUCUGCCUAAUUCUGGGUACUUGGACAACGACUGUGCUAGAAUUACUUUAAUUUUUAAUGGAGACAAAGUCCCCCAGGGCACUACAACAGAAAAUAUCUGUUCUGAAAUUCGGUAUUUGCCAGCUACUAGGACUGUUUCUAGGGACAGAACUCUGAUAAUAUUGUGUGAUCCAUCUUACUCCACAGAGAAUGCAGUGGAAGUUGCUAUUUCCUUUGUCCCGCACCGAGAUGAACAAGAUAACAGCCUCAUUCAGAAUGCUGCUAAUACAAUAGUGAAUGCCAUCACCAAGCGACAGAACAGCACAGUUAUGUUGGCAGUCACUGAAGUCAAAGUCGAGACCAUCGUUGUGGGGAAUUCAUCAUCAGAUUAUUUGGUUCCAAUUCUUUGUGCGGUAUUUAGCAUUGUGUGGCUGACUUGUAUAAUCAUCUGCGUGUGGUGGACUCGGAAGAGAAGAAAAGAGAGAGAGAGAAGCCGUCCUCCCAGAGAAGAGGGUGCCAAUAACCAGUGGGCACCUUUAAAUCCCAUAAGAAAUCCUAUAGACAGAUCUUACAGUAACAAAGACAUUCGUUACGAAUGCAAAAACUUCAUAUCUCCUCAAAAGAGAACUUGUGAUGCAGUAGAGGAGUAUGUGGAGUAUGAGGAAGAGGAGGAUGAAGAGGAGGAAAGAGAUGAGGAAAUGGACAAAUUCCUCUCUCACAAACUCGCAAAGCCUUUGCCGACAAAGGUGUCUGACACAUCAGAGAGCAGUCCAGUAAAGAAGUCCCAUCAAAUAGGCAAAAUGGACAACAGAUCUGUAAAAAAUGUGAAUGCAUCAAACUUUGAAGGCAGUAGAGACUAACCUGUAUUUGGGAUGUAGGCAGACUGCGCCUGCGCUUGCUGGGGAGGGGAAAAAUUGACAUCUCCACUUUGCAUCAAGGACUAAAAAUAUCUGGAGUCAAAUGUUCAUAGUUUCUUUA